Macroventuria anomochaeta is the source of this 699-nucleotide messenger RNA. RefSeq lists its product as uncharacterized. NCBI's taxonomy places the organism in Eukaryota, Fungi, Ascomycota, Dothideomycetes, Pleosporales, Didymellaceae. The transcript is spliced from 2 exons. The coding region runs from base 1 to 699 and encodes 232 amino acids. The record is from RefSeq and is a predicted model, not a curated record.
AUGUCGGCCUUCAGAACAUCCUUCAACCGCCACGAUCCAGAGACGAUAUUGACUUAUCCUUGGACUUUCCUGAGUGGCAGGAGCGACGAACAGAAGGCUCUGAUCGCCCAACCUAAUGACUAUUCCAAGGCAAAAUCUGUAGUGCGGUUCCACCCUGCACACCGACUAGUCAUAAUCGAGCAAACUGGCAUGUUCAGCUUCGCAGUCAGAACGCAGAGGACCGAGACCAUCCAGGACAAAAUACCAGCGCGCACAGUCAAAGACCUCAAAAUCAUCGCGUAUCCAAUGGCUCCUGUCGAUCUACGCCGUCAGCUCGUAGCUGAAGUCAAUGACUAUAGAGUUAGAGACGUCUCCUUCUUCUCUCCACCCGAUCACGAUCAGCCUGCGCUAGACAUCCACGACUACAUAGGCUCUCGCCUCUUGGUGAAAGAGCUGCAAAGGUGUGGUGCAAAUCUGAAAGCACUGGUCUUCUCAGUCGCAGACAUUGAGACCGGCAGCGUGACUGAGGAAGCUCUUGUCGAGUUCGUUCGGUCAUGUCGAGAUUUGAGAGCAUUAAGUCUCCACUACCGACCAAAGGAUCAGACGCCCGCCAAUCAUAUGCGAGAAGUGGACUACAAUGACUACGUCGACUAUCUCAACGCUCAGCUCAACAUACCGACGCGCGACAUGAAACUGCCGACAGACACAGUACAAGAAUAG